AGCAAACAAGGACUUAUCUCGUAUCUGACAUUAACUGGAUAAUAACUAUGACUCUGGAAGAAUUUCGUGGACAGGACAACACCGUCGAAGCCAGUGACAGAAUGCAGUCCGCUGGCAGUGCCCUUGAGGAGCUUUUGGUUUCUGCGAAGAAACAAGACUGUCUAACAGUUGGUGUCUACGAGUCUGCACAAGUCAUGAAUGUUGACCCAGACAGCGUGGCUUUCUGCGUGCUGGCGUCAGACGAAGAGUACGAGUGUGACAUCGCGUUGCAGAUCCACUUCACCCUGAUCCAGGCGUUCUGCUUUGACAACGACAUCAACGUGGUCAGGGUGAAUGACAUCGAGCGUCUCGCCGAUAUCCUCGGCACCGAGGAGUCCGGGGAAGCUAAAGAUGCACACUGCAUUGUAGUCACGAGCCCCAACGCAGACUCCUGGAAGGGCUCCGCUCUGGAGACGCUCACCAUGUUUUGCGAGGAGAGCCGCAGCGUGUACGAGUGGGUGCCAACCAUCACCCUUCCUGAGCGAUGAACCCUGACGUCUGGUCGGAGAAGGCGACAAUGAUGAUGAUGAAGAUGGUGAAAACGCUUAACCUCUGGUUGCGGUGUCAUCCUACCAGAGCAGGUGGAUCACACUCUGGCAAAUUCCAGAACUCUCUGGAUUAUCCUGCGGGAGGGAUCAGAUGAAAGUGGAUUGGCUUGGGGCGCGUUUGAAUGUCCUGGAGAGCAGUCUGGAACUGAGCGCAGUGGGGACCUUCACAGGGAGAACUGGGACAUUCUCUGCAGAACCCUGUCUGCAACCCCCUGACCGCAGUGGUGGUCAGUUGAACCAGGGGGGCGUUCGAGGACCAGAGACGAAGGUGGCAAUGACCUCUUGAGGCUGUGGAGACAAAGGUUAUGGGGACUUUUUUUGUGAAGGAGAAACAAAAAAGUCAAAUCCUGCAAGGGGCAUGAAGGGAAAAAAGAACUGAACUGGCUAUAAAAGACAUGAACCGAGGCGCAGGUGACACAAGCUCCUUGUUGCAAAAGGGGACGUUUUUAUGUUUUCUGCACGUGGAGAUGAGGAGAUGAGACUGUCCUGGCAGCAAGACAGCGCAGAGACUCUUCAGGGUGUUGAUUCACUGCUUCACUCUGACUUCAGUGAAAGAGAGAGUGAGCAGUAAUGUGUCAUUGUGUCAACCUGUUUUGAAACUGUAGAGCGACCUCAU
Messenger RNA from Megalops cyprinoides (Indo-Pacific tarpon), 1203 nucleotides. It is a transcript of the gene gadd45ga, whose product is annotated as growth arrest and DNA-damage-inducible, gamma a. The transcript is spliced from 4 exons. The coding region runs from base 48 to 527 and encodes 159 amino acids. Gene Ontology annotation, biological process: regulation of cell cycle. The record is from RefSeq and is a predicted model, not a curated record. Lineage: Eukaryota; Metazoa; Chordata; Actinopteri; Elopiformes; Megalopidae. Gene Ontology annotation, cellular component: nucleus; cytoplasm.